Molecule: messenger RNA, 1395 nt
Organism: Malania oleifera
Lineage: Eukaryota; Viridiplantae; Streptophyta; Magnoliopsida; Santalales; Ximeniaceae
Product: (+)-neomenthol dehydrogenase-like
Exons: 5
Coding region: 233-1153 (306 amino acids)
Cellular component (GO): membrane
Source: RefSeq, a predicted model, not a curated record
GCAUGAAUUAUGCAUGCAGUAUGCGCUUCUUUUCUGCAAAUUGUUUUCAGACUUUCGGUGGGAAGGUGGAGACAUUGAUAAAAUAUGAGAGAAUCCAACCCAUAGAGGGAAGAUAAAAUAAAAUAAUAAGAAAGUUGUAAAUAAAUAAAAUACCUCCAUUGACCAAAGGCGAAGUUGCUCUGCCUCGGCUGAUCAGUGAUCAACAAGGUUCCUUCGAAGAACAACUGCAGAAAUGGGCCUCAAUGGAAGUCAAUCGCAAGAAAGGUACGCAGUGGUUACUGGUGCUAACAAAGGCAUAGGACUGGAGACGGUGAGGCAGCUGGCGGCGGCAGGGGUGGCGGCCGUGGUGCUGACGGCCAGGGACGAGGGGAGGGGGAGAGCAGCGGCGUCGGCGCUGGUGGAAUCGGGCUUCUCCAAUGUACUUUUCCACCAGCUUGACGUUCUUGAUCCCCUCAGCAUUGCAUCCUUGGUCAAGUUCAUUGAAACCCAAUUCGGGAGGCUUGACAUCCUGGUGAAUAAUGCUGGGGUUUCCGGAGUUAAAGUUGAUGAGGAUGGCUUGAAGGCCUUAAAUAUUGAUCCUAAAACUUGGCUCUCAGGCAAGGCAACCAACUUGGUUCAAGGUGUGAUUAAAACGACAUAUGAGAAGGCAGAAGAAUGCUUGAACACUAAUUACUAUGGCUGCAAGAGAGUUACAGAGGCUCUUCUUCCGCUGCUACGGCUUUCCCCUUCAGGAGCAAGCAUCGUAAAUGUAUCCUCCCUUAGGAGUGAGCUUUGGAGAAUUCCCAAUGAACAAACAAGAAAUGAACUAGGGGAUCUAGCCAAUCUAACCGAGGAGAAGGUGGACGCAGUAGUACAAAGAUUCAUGCAUGAUCUCAAAGAGAAUGCAUUGGAAGCCAACGGAUGGACGCUGAUGCUGCCAGCGUAUAGCAUCUCCAAGGCCACACUCAAUGCCUACACCAGAGUCCUUGCCAAGAACUACCCAGAGAUGUGCAUAAACUGUGUGCAUCCUGGCUAUGUCGACACGGACCUGAACUGGCAUACUGGAACCAUGACUCUGGAAGAGGGAGCCAGAGGCCCAGUCAUGGUGGCUCUUCUGCCUCGUGGAGGUCCUACAGGCUGCUAUUUCGAUCGUACUGAGAUGGCCUCCUUUUGAUUUUCCCUUUUCAAGUUGUAGCAAGUUUAGAGAUCCAUUUCUUGCCUGCUGUCUGCUGGAAAGACUAUUUUUGUCACUGCCAAACUAUGCUCGGGGACCGUGAUAAUCUUUUUCUUUUCUUUUCUUUUUGGUUGGAUUAUUAUUACCAUUCCACGAGUUUGUGAGCUCAUCUUUCAAUCCAAAUUAACAAGAUCGAUUGUGUUUUACAAAGCCAUGAUAUAUGGAAAUUUAAUUGCAGAUAA